Nicotiana attenuata is the source of this 635-nucleotide messenger RNA. RefSeq lists its product as uncharacterized. The record is from RefSeq and is a predicted model, not a curated record. The coding region runs from base 99 to 458 and encodes 119 amino acids. Lineage: Eukaryota; Viridiplantae; Streptophyta; Magnoliopsida; Solanales; Solanaceae. The transcript has a single exon.
AUCUUCCUUUCAAUUCAUUCAAUCUCUUUUGCCAUUGCCACCACCCAGCUCGUACGAGCUUAUAUUAAAAGUAAGGUGGUCUAAUUUAAUUUGUUAAAAUGGCUACCGGAGCUGCCGGUGAUGGAAUAUUCCGGGGAGUAUUCGAGGGAUCAAUUUCCGGUCACGAUAUGGAAAUUUCGAAGCGGCCGUAUCACCGGAAUUGUAGUUGUGCGCUGCAUAAAUCGAGAGGAAAUUGCUCUCAUUCGUCGCGGGGACUGAAUGUUUCGUAUCCGAUUCGCCGGUCGUGGAGUGAAGGAUGUUUGUCACUGGUUGCGGCGGCAGCAGCGGCGGGUUCCGGCCAUUCAUCGCCGUGUUCUUCACCUGCUGUGGCGGCUGUGGCUGAUAUUGGGAACGGGAAAAGGAAUUUGCUUCCGGUUAAUGAAGAUGGUGAAGAUGAUCUCGUUUUCUUUAAGGUUUAAUUAAUAAAUUUUUUAUUUGUUUUCUUUUUUUAUUUUGAGGGGAAUAAUUGCUGUUUUUUUAUUACUCUAUUGAACAAAAAAAAUGGUUGUUGUUUCUCUGAGAUUUGCUUGUUUAAUGGUGUAUUUGACAGCAUGAAGAAAUGUUAAAAUUUUUGAAGAAAUAGUUUUCAUCUUUAA